AUGACACAAGAAUUUGUGUUAUUACAAUGUUUUUCAUGCAAAAUGUUUCAAGUGCAUAUUAAGAAGAAAACGAAGAAAUUUGAAUGCAAAGUUUGUGGAGCAAAGCAAUCGUACAAACACAUAUUUGGUAUAUCUAAACAAGCAAAGGAUUUAAGACAAAUAUGUGGAGAGUAUAAUGAAAAAAGAAUAAUAGAAGAAGAACAACACAUUGAAAAACAAGUUAAACAAAAACAAAAACAAAAAGAAGAAGACAAAGUUUUGGAUAUUAAGGAAGAAGAAAAGAUAAACAAAGGAGAAGAAAGCAUUUGGAAAGAAUUUGAGGAAGAAGAAGUUGAAGAAGGGGAUUUAUAUCAGAAAAUGAUAAAACCACAUGAAAGGGAAGAAAAGAAAAGAAAAACAGAGAAGUCAAAGAGAUGUAAAGAAAAAGAAGAGAAACAAAUAAAAAGACAAAUAACAAGUAAAACACAAACAAUAAAACUGUUGAAAGAAAAAGAAAAACAAGAAGAAAAACAAGAAGAAAAACAAGAAGAAAAACAAGAAGAAAUAAAUGAUAUUGAAGAAAUAUUAGCAUUAUUUGAAAAUAAUUCUCAAAAAAUAAAAGAUGAAAAAGUUGAAGAAAAUCAAGAAAAUAAAAAUAUUCAAAAACCUUUAAAUUUAAAGAAUGAAGAAAAUAAACAAACAAAGUCACCAAUCAAAUUGAGUACUAUUUUUCAAACAAUGAAACAAACUACAAGUCAAAAUCCUGAAGAGGAUGAAUUUCUUUUUGGAGGGAAUGAAGAAGAAGAUAAUAUAAAAAAGAAAACAAAGUCAAUAUGGGAUGAUUUUUAA
Entamoeba histolytica HM-1:IMSS is the source of this 828-nucleotide messenger RNA. RefSeq lists its product as uncharacterized. The transcript has a single exon. Bases 1 to 828 code for a protein of 275 amino acids. The record is from RefSeq and is a predicted model, not a curated record. Gene Ontology annotation, biological process: mitotic G2 DNA damage checkpoint signaling. Gene Ontology annotation, molecular function: chromatin binding. NCBI's taxonomy places the organism in Eukaryota, Evosea, Mastigamoebida, Endamoebidae. Gene Ontology annotation, cellular component: nucleus.